Messenger RNA from Leptonychotes weddellii (Weddell seal), 3403 nucleotides. Lineage: Eukaryota; Metazoa; Chordata; Mammalia; Carnivora; Phocidae. The record is from RefSeq and is a predicted model, not a curated record.
AUGGUGGGCUUCAGGCCUAAAGAAAGGGAGGUGGUGAUAGAGCACACCUCUUCAGGAAGUGACUGGUCUGACGUGGAUGAGGUCUCCACAGUCAGAUUCUCUCAGGAGGAGCCCAGCUCGCUGAAACUCUCCACAGUUCUGGAGCCUUCUGCCUUCCCCACUGACUAUGUCAUGUAUCCGCCUCAUUUGUACAGUAGCCCGUGGUGUGACUACGCCAGCUAUUGGACCAGCAGCGCCAAGCCUCCUGGUUACCCGGCCGUGGGCGGGGGCGGCAGCAGCAGCGACCCACUGCAGGCAGGGAGGGGCAGCCGGGCGCUCCUGAGUGAUUAUUCUCCUAACUCUACAGUGAGCUCCCAGAACACCUCCAGAGACCAGGAGGUGACCGAGGAAGGCAGAUCCCAGAACGCUCGUUCAUUUCGUUUCUCCAGAAGCUCAGAAGAAGAGGUGAAGGAGAAAAGAGCACUCCAGGAGGAGGCGCCACCCCGUCCCUGCGGAGGACACGCAUCUAGCUCCCUGCCAAGGAACCAUCGGGAGUCAGGCCUAGAGGAGGGUUUCAUUGAUACCCACUGUCACUUAGACAUGCUGUAUUCCAAGUUGUCUUUCAAAGGGUCCUUUACCAAGUUCAGAAAAAUUUAUAGCAGCUCCUUCCCUAAGGAGUUUCAGGGCUGCAUCUCUGACUUCUGUGAUCCUCGGACACUGACAGAUUGCCUGUGGGAGGAGCUGUUGAAAGAGGAUCUGGUUUGGGGAGCCUUUGGCUGUCAUCCUCAUUUUGCACGUUACUACAGUGAGAGUCAAGAGAGAAAUCUUUUGCAAGCAUUAAGGCACCCCAAGGCUGUGGCAUUUGGGGAAAUGGGCUUGGAUUACUCCUACAAGUGCACCACGCCUGUCCCGGAACAGCACAAGGUGUUUGAGAGACAGCUGCAGCUGGCCGUGUCUCUGAAGAAGCCCUUGGUGAUCCAUUGCCGAGAAGCUGAUGAAGAUCUACUGAACAUCAUGAAAAAAUUUGUGCCCUCAGACUACAAGAUCCAUAGGCACUGCUUCACCGGCAGCUACCCGGUCAUUGAACCCUUGCUGAAGCACUUCCCCAACAUGUCUGUGGGCUUCACGGCCGUCCUGACUUACUCUUCGGCCUGGGAGGCGCGGGAUGCUCUGAAGCAGAUCCCGCUGGAGAGAAUCAUCGUGGAAACGGAUGCUCCCUACUUCCUGCCCCGACAGGUUCCCAAAAGCCUCUGCCAGUACGCCCACCCAGGCCUGGCCUUGCAUACAGUUCGAGAGAUUGCGAGGGUCAAAGAUCAGCCGCUCGCGCACACCUUGGCCACCCUGCGUGAGAACACCAGCCGCCUCUACAAUCUUUAAGCAGAGCGGGUGCGGUCCGGAGAAAAAGGACAACCAGUGGCCUGACAGAAGAUGGGUCCCAGGUCAGGGAGGUGUCUGGAGAGCCUGCUGGAAUGAAGAAAAGCAGGACAGGAUGUUUGCCUACUUGGAGCUGGUCGGUGGGGUGGGGUGCAGCGGAGCGGGAUGCUGGUGAAGGGUUACCCCCAGGGCAGUCAGUGGAGAAGGAAGAGGCCGAAAGGAGGGCGCAGCACGUCUGUCAAUCCUGAUCCCCAUGCUCUGCAGCCUGCGGUUUUGAGCAGUCUUCACAGACACCCUCCUCCUCGUCUGAGCCCAUGUGGGUGUGUAACUUGGCUCCUGGUGGUUCUCGGUUCUAAAAAUGAACUCCCAAGUGGGAAACCUCCUCUGGGGGACGUUGGCUGGAGCCCCAUCUCGGAGGUUUCUGGUCCUGCCACCGCGAAGUCCUCCGCCACCUUCCUGGGACGAGUCUUCAGUUCGGCUGCCCUGUUGGCGCGUCGGCUCCGCUUGGGCAUGGGAGGAAGACCUCGGCUGCUGGCCUUGCUCCUUCCACUGCCAGUGGUAUGGAGGGGCUGGGGGUGCUCAUUGGCCGGGGAGUCCUGGCCGAUGGGGAUGGGACAGACCAGGGGACUCGAGGAAGAGGACCCCAGACAAGGGGUUUCUGCUUACUGGUGCCCCCAGGGCUGCAGCUCGCUUGUGUUAGACUGAGAACGGUCCAGUUUGCAGCAGAUGUGACCUCCUACUCUGCUGUCAGGGGCUCCCAGCUGCCCGUUGGUCCAUUUUUGCCCCAUUCCCCUGGAGCACUGGACCAAGAAUAUUUCUGUUUCAACCCAUGUGACAGCCCCCUGUGUGCCCCACCCAGGUUGAGAGGUAAACCAAUUUAAUUCUUCAAAACUCUGCCGGGGCUGCUUAGCCCCGGUCUCCGGCCUGUGCAGAGCAAGCAGGCCCGGUGUCUGCCUUCCAGUCCCCUCCCGGGGCUCUCCCUUGCCUUGGCCUCAUCCGUGUCCUUUCUCCGUGUUGGAAGUGGGAGGCUCUCCUUUGACUUUUGAGCAGUUGGGUCAUCAAGUUCUAAGCUCUGUUCUGUUCCCUGCUGGUAUAUCUGUUACAAGCCCUGGAAGGUUAUGGUCGGGGGUUAAGUGUGAGGACACUCUGCACUUUGUCCAAAAGGAUCCUUUACCUAGAGCUCCCACAGUGAGACAGGACACCCUGAGUCCCUUGUCUGUUUCUUGGAGGCCAGAGGCUUAAAUCGUAAGACCCAUCCCUUAAUGAUGGAUUUCUCUAGGUGUUUUCAGAAGGUGCAUUUGAGCCUUGUAAGUGAAAAGGGAAUGGACUCAAUAUUUCCUAUCUGGUAUUUCCGUCUCGCCCCGGUACACCCGUCACUGGCCUGGGAAGUAGGCCCUGAUUCACGUUCGACCUUCCACGGGUCAGCUGUGGGUUGUCUGUGCCUCCCGUUCGCCAGUGUGGGGAGUCGGGGGCUUGUUCUCCUGCUUGGAGGAAUCGGAGGACUGAGUGUUUCAGAGUGCUUUAUUGUCACCCCAACGAACUGCAGCCUGUCCAUCCCCUUCACCACGAGCCCCGGACGUUAAUACUGCCCACACCAGCAGUGGAUAGGCCUGCGCUGGAGGGUUCGGGGGGAGGACUGAGUGGAUGUCCCCGAGCCUGUGUGGCCUCCCUGCCAAGGUAAAGCACAAGGUGCUAUAUACUUUCACCUCUAGGAUUUAAGAUGGUCAUUUCUGUGUGUCACACAGUGAAACACGACUUGUGUGGGUGCGAAAGCCAGUGGGCAUUGUUUUUGAUUCGAUUUUUGGCUGGCUGACGUGAUUGUGUUUGCUGUGCUGCCGGAAUGCCUCUGUAUCUCCCCCACCCCCUGCCCCUUUUGGCCAUCUCUUUCUGAAAAUAAAGUGAUUGGUCUUCAGCCAGCUCCUGUGCUCUCCGUGUUUGGUCAGAUUUCUCAGAGUGAUGACAACAAGUUGUUGUAACCUGAGAAUCCAAAGGUCUGGAGAAAUUCUCGAGUGUACAUAUAUGUCUCUGCAAAAUUAAAGUGGUAAUAAUA